AUGAGAGAAUGUGGGAAAUGCAAAUCCAGUGAGUACACUAAUAAAAAUCUAGUGAUGAUGGUCAACGAAUGUGGGCAUCCGUUGUGCAGAAAUUGUGUCGAUAAUCUUUUUGCUCGAAACACUGCUCCAUGUCAUGUCUGUGGCAAAACUUUGCGUCGCAACAAUUUUUGGGAGCAAGUGUUCGAUGAUCCUUUGAUAGAGAAAGAAGCUCACAUUCGCCGACGUCUGAGAAAGAUAUACAACCUGAAAAAAGACGACUUUCCUUCUCUUCGAGAAUUCAACGAUUAUUUAGAAAGAUUCGAAACUAUUGUCUGCAACCUUGCAUGCGGUGUGGACGUUGAAGAAACGGAGGCAGAGAUUGCAGAGUUUAAAGAAGCUAAUCAGGAGUUGAUAGAGCGUAAUAAGAAGAGGUUAGACGAAGAUCAGAUAUGGAUAAUACAGAAUCUCAAGGAAGAUCGUGAAAUGAAAAACCGUGUUGAUUAUAAUGAAGAAAUGAGAUCGGCAGUGAAAGACACCAAAGCAAUUAUGGAGGAGUUGCGUGAAUCAAAUGUUCCCGCUGAAGUAAUCCUCGAUAGAGAAAGAAAACGUCAAAUUGAACAAGAAUUAGAGGAAAAGGAGGAAGCUGCUAGAAGAAAGAAGCGAAAUAAAGAAAUCUUGCAAGAUCGAAAGCGCAUGGCAGAGUCAAUGUCCUUCUCAACUUCACAACGGUCAUCAGGAAGAACAUUUGUGUACAAACAACCUAGACUGCUUAUCAAUGGACCCGGUCUUCCAAGUCAAGAAGAACUUGAGUCGAAAGGGUACUUGCAGCAUGUGCGCGCUUCUAGUUUGGUAAGAGUCGAAUGGCUGGAGGAUUUACAACUCACACUGGUUGUCUGCGAGCACUUUUCGAAAGCAGGAUUGAUCUCCUUAGUUUCUGAAUAUGUAGAAGCUUGGUCGCUCUGUGAUAGGAUUUUGUGCGAACGACGUGAUCCUCUAGCUUGUUGCUUUGCAGCUCAAACAUUACGUCAAAAGAUUAUGAAGUCGUUGGGUGAAUUGCCUAGAGGAAGCUAUUUCUCAUUACGGGAGUCUUUAAUAUCGCACCUGAGUCAAAUUGAUGUCUCUAGUCACGAUCAGGUAGCAGAUGCGACUGCAACGCAGUUAUGCCUUGCUGUUGCCGACUUAUACAUUCAAGUUCCUGAGUGGAAUAACUGGGUUACUGAGCUGCUCAAUCGGUUCUCUGCACUAGAAGGAGAUAGAACUCGCAUGCUGCUAACUUUGCUACGGGUGUUCCCAGAAGAGGUUCAGCUUUCGAAAGUUGGAGAGAAUCGUCGGAAUGAAAUUCGCAAUGAGUUGGCAUGUAGUGGAACAAGUGUUACAAGUUACUUGUCACAAGUAUUGGAGAGUUACUCUAAUGACCACGACAUGAUAAAAAAGGUCUUAUUGUGUCUUUCCGCUUAUCUACAGAAUCCAGCCUUAUCGACCGACCAUCUGGCUACCAGCCCUCUCCUUACCAAUGUCUUCCAAAUUCUUGUGAAACUUUAUGUGUCUUAUAUGGGAACACUAUUGAAGGCUGCUCCAAAUGCGCCAAAUCCCCUUCAUGAUGCCGCCACCGAAUGCAUUGUUUCGGCACUCAUACGAGCCGAGGAUCAUGGAGCCCAUCAGGCACUCGCAAAGUGUCUUCAGUCCUCUAUUUAUCAUCUUCAUGGAGCAUUUAAUAACGCAGUUGCUGUUGAAGAUAUGGACAAGCAAGUUGUUCAGAAUUUGUUUUACUUUUAUUACUAUUAUUACUAUCAACAGAUGAAAGUAAAUGCUAAUUGGCAGUCUUGUCUCAUGCUGCAGAAUUUCGCCCGUAUCUUUGUCGAGCUUGCUGAGUCUUUGUUAGAAAAAAUUGUUAAUGAGGGAAGUGUUGAUCCCAACAGCAUGGGUAGUAUGUACACGCUUGAACUUCUCCUUUUACUGGCAGGACAUCACGACUACUCGUUGGUCGAAAUGACUUUCAACAUUUGGUAUCGGAUUUCGGAAGGCCUGUUCAGUUUCGAAGAUGACCAGCACAUAGAGAAAUUUAAGCCUUAUGUAAUAAGGUACUUGGAUGCCCUCUAUCGUCAUUGCCGUUAUGAUACCGAAGAGGAGGGGAUCCCAGACCGUGAUGGUGACUUUGCCGACUUUCGUCUCAAGGUCUGGUUGUUCUUGCACGACGUCGAAACUCAUCAAAAUUUUUCUAGCGAUGAUUCAUCCUUAUAG
Molecule: messenger RNA, 2220 nt
Organism: Angiostrongylus costaricensis
Lineage: Eukaryota; Metazoa; Nematoda; Chromadorea; Rhabditida; Metastrongylidae
Source: the annotation of a GenBank genome assembly